UGUCCUGAUCAUCCCUGAAAUAAUCAAUGAUCCCACUCAUUCCAAUGCUGAAGAUCACAGACCAAACAGGACUCAAAAUUUACCUAUAAUUACACCAAUGUGCCAUUCUCAAAUUUGAUAAUUCUAGGUUUUUUUUUCCCUUCCCAAUAAAUACACACACACACUCUUUUUGGGCUUGAAGAAAAACCCCCUUUUCCCCUUUUCUGCGUUCUGUGCAGAACACACAGGGUAAUUGGGGUCUUAGGUUUUCACUUCCAAUUUUCCCGAGAAAAUUCCCAAUUCUCCCGGAAAAUCAACCCAAUUAUGGUGAAGAAAUCAACGGCGGCGGUGAAUGAGGAGGAGCCGGUGCCGGAGCAUCUCCGGUGCGGGCGGACUGACGGGCGGCAAUGGCGGUGCUGGCGGCGAGUGAUGGGUGAUCUGAAGCUUUGCGAGAUUCACUACCUUCAAGGUCGUCAUCGCCAGUACAAGGAGAAGGUCCCUGAGUCUCUGAAGCUUCAGAGGAAGCCCAGGAACAAGGACGGUGUUGCUUCUGGUUCUGGUUCUGGUUCCAGCAAUGCCGAAGCUAGGGCACGGAGGGUUUGCCAAAUUGCCAACAGGGUCAAGAGGAAGAAGAGGAAGCUCUCGUCGGAGGGCGGUUCUGAUUCUGAGGCGGCGUUGUCUCCUGUUCGGAAGAAGAGUGGUGGUAGUGGUGGUGAUAUGCAGUUGGACCUGUUGAGGAUGGUUCUGACUAGAGAGACUGAGAAGAGGAAGAGGAACAGCAAUUCGAAGGCGGCGGCGAUGAAGAAGAAGAAGAAGAAGAUGAUGAAGAAGAAGAAAAAGGAGGAGGAAGAAAAUCAGUUCAGUGAAGGAGAAUUGAGGAGAGAAUUGCCUAAUGGGGUGAUGGAAAUUUCACCAGCUUCAACAAUGCCCCAUGAUUACAACAAUGUGGGUUCACAUUGUGAUGUGAAAGUGGGUGUUGCUGCUCUUACACCGCGUUACUUCAGGUCCAAGAAUGUUGAGAGGGUCCCUGUUGGCAGGUUGCAGGUUGCACCAUACGGAACAAACUCAAACUUGAGGAACUGUAAGAGGAUGAAGUGUCAUUGGUGUCAUGGAACUAAACCUGAGAAUCUGAUCAAGUGUUCGAGCUGUCAGAAGGAGUUUUUCUGCACGGAUUGCAUCAAAGAGCGGUGUUUUGAUGCUCAAAAUGAAGUAAAGAAAGAAUGCCCAGUUUGUCGAGGAACUUGCACUUGUAAGGACUGCUUGGCAAGUCAAUGUAAUGACAGUGAAAGUAAGGAAUAUUUGGCUGGUAAAAGUAGAGUUGAUAAAAUAUUGCAUUUUCAUUAUUUGAUCUGCAUGCUCCUUCCAGUACUGAAGCGAAUAAGUGAAGAUCAGGAUUCUGAGAUAGAAACAGAAGCAAAAGUUAAAGGGAAAAAUAUUUCUGAUAUUCAAAUCAAGCAGGUUGAAUUUGGCGACAAUGAGAAGCAGUACUGCAAUCAUUGCAAAACACCCAUCUUGGAUCUCCAUAGAAGCUGCCCUACUUGUUCAUAUAGCCUAUGCUUAAGUUGUUGUGCGGAAUUAAGUCAAGGAAGAACUUCUGGAGAUAUUGACUCAUCUAUGUUCAAGCUGCCUUAUAGACUGAAAACCUGUAUUGCCAGCGAGAGUCAUUCUUUGGAUCAGAAGGCCAUUUCUACUGCUACUGCAAUAUUGCCGGAGUGUUCAAAUGGCAAUGGUAUUGAUAGUCUAUUAUGCCCUCCUACAGACCAUGGUGGUUGUGGUAAUAGCCACCUUGAUUUGAGAUGUGUUUUUCCCUCUAGUUGGAUCAAAGAAAUUGAAGUAAAGGCAGAAGAAAUUGUUUGCAGCUAUGACUUCCCCGAAACAUUGGAUAAAAGUUCAAGCUGCUCAUUAUGCUUUGAUACCGAUCAAAAUGAUAACAGAUAUAAGCACUUGCAAAAAGCAGCUCUAAGGCAAGAUUCAACGGAUAAUUUCUUAUUCUGUCCCACAGUUACGGACAUCAGCGGUGAUAACUUUGAGCACUUUCAGAAACAUUGGGGAAAAGGCCACCCCGUAGUAGUUCGAGAUGUCCUCCGAAGUACAACAAAGCCCUACUGGAAUCCUCUGAUCAUGUUCUGUUCUUAUCUCGAGCAGAGCAUUGCAAGACAUGAGAAUAAUAAAGACCUACUUGAAUCUUGUUUGGAUUGGUGUGAGGUGGAAAUUAACAUUAGGCAAUAUUUUACCGGGUCUCUCAAAGGUCGUCCUCAGAGAAACACUUGCCAUGAGAUGCUGAAACUAAAGGGGUGGUUGUCUUCCCAAAUAUUCAAAGAGCAGUUUCCAGCUCAUUUUGCUGAGGUAAUUGAUGCUCUACCAGUUCAAGAAUACAUGAAUCCCGAGACUGGUCUUCUGAAUUUGGCUGCAAAUUUGUCACACGGGAGUGAGAGACAUGACAUCGGGCCAUAUGUCUAUAUUUCACAUGGCUGUGCUGAUAGAGAAGCUGAUUCUGUUACAAAACUCUGCUAUGACUCAUAUGAUGUGGUUAAUAUUAUGGCACAUACCUCAGAUGCCCCCAUCUCUACAGAACAGCUUACGAAAAUACGAAAAUUACUAAAAAAGCACAAAGCUCUGUGUCAAAUGGAGUCUGUUGCUACUGAGCACCUAAAAGAACUGAAAGUGGGAAUGACAUUAUUGCAUGCUGAAGAAACGGAACAGAAAGGCUCGCGGAGUAUGGGAAAAGAAGGGUUAGACUUUUUCAGGAGAGUGAAUAGAACAUCAUGCAUCUCAACUGGUGCUAAAAAAGCUGCUAGCCAGAGUACAGACAGGAAUAUUUCCCAGGAUGCAGAGUGUGAUGUCUCUUCUGAUUCUGAUUCUGAUACUGAUUCUGACCCCUCUUUAUUUCUCAAGGGGACUGUUCAAACCACUGAAUUGUCUACACAUGAUUAUCCUAGAAAUCCCUCUGAAAGCUCAUACAGUGAUAAAAAUAGACUUACUAAACCUUCAGGUGCCCAAUGGGAUGUCUUUCGUAGAGAAGAUGUACCAAAGCUCAUUGAAUACCUUAAAAGGCACUAUGAUGAAUUUUCUUAUAUCCAUGACUAUGACAAGAAAAUCGUUCAUCCAAUUCUUGAUCAGAGCAUUUUUCUUGACAGUACCCACAAAAUGAGACUUAAGGAGGAGUUCAAGAUCGAACCAUGGACUUUUCAGCAACAUGUUGGAGAAGCUGUCAUCAUUCCUGCUGGUUGUCCAUACCAGAUCAGGAAUCCUAAGAGUUGUGUUCAUGUGGUAAUGGAAUUUGUGUCCCCUGAAAAUAUUACCGAGUGUAUCCAGUUGAUUGAUGAGGUCCGGCUGUUACCUGAAGACCAUAAAUCAAAAGUAGACAAGCUGGAGGUGAAGAAAAUGGCCCUUCAGAGCAUGAGUUCAGCAAUUAAGGAAAUACGCCAACUUACAUGCAAAACAUGAUUCAACCAGCUAAAAUACACAUACAUGCCUGAGAUUCUGAAGUUCAUUUCUCAAUUUGUAUAGAUUAAUUGCUCAAACUCAUUAGGAUCUAGCAAGGUACUAAUUUAAUUGAUUGUUUUCAGUCCAUACAAUUUUGUCUGCUAUGACACUUGUCUUACCUCAAUUUGAAAUAAAAGUUUGUGGUCUGUAUAGAUUUUUUCA
This is a messenger RNA of Lotus japonicus, 3627 nucleotides long. Its product is annotated as lysine-specific demethylase JMJ28-like. The transcript is spliced from 12 exons. Bases 304 to 3426 code for a protein of 1040 amino acids. NCBI's taxonomy places the organism in Eukaryota, Viridiplantae, Streptophyta, Magnoliopsida, Fabales, Fabaceae. The record is from RefSeq and is a predicted model, not a curated record. Gene Ontology annotation, cellular component: histone deacetylase complex; chromatin. Gene Ontology annotation, biological process: regulation of transcription by RNA polymerase II. Gene Ontology annotation, molecular function: histone H3K9 demethylase activity; chromatin DNA binding; transcription coregulator activity.